Messenger RNA from Podospora bellae-mahoneyi, 1910 nucleotides. It is a transcript of the gene POT1, whose product is annotated as 3-ketoacyl-CoA thiolase with broad chain length specificity. Gene Ontology annotation, molecular function: acetyl-CoA C-acyltransferase activity. The transcript is spliced from 3 exons. Bases 351 to 1610 code for a protein of 419 amino acids. NCBI's taxonomy places the organism in Eukaryota, Fungi, Ascomycota, Sordariomycetes, Sordariales, Podosporaceae. The record is from RefSeq and is a predicted model, not a curated record. Gene Ontology annotation, biological process: phenylacetate catabolic process; fatty acid beta-oxidation. Gene Ontology annotation, cellular component: peroxisome.
CUUUUUCUGACAUCACCUGGACCCGCGGUUGGCCACGGAGCACACGGCAGCGAAACCUCGCCUCACGCGGGCGCCGUGGGUGGACAGUUUCGCUGUGGAAUGCGCUUUUCGACCUUGGCUGUUGUGUUCAGCGAGGGAAACAACCGCUACUCCGAGGUAUCUUUUUGAAUUAUAACCAUCUCCAACCCCCGCCCCCGUCCAUCCGUUUCUCUGUUUGUCGUGCCACUACCUUUUAAAAACUAUCCUUCCCUUCUAUUUGUUGUGUCCUACAACUUCUGACCCUGUAUAACUCCUUGUUCCACCACUUUUUCAAGUCCCUUGGCUCGUUACAAGAUCUACAAACCGCAACAAUGGGUGCUCUCGACAGACUUUCUCAGCUGGGCAACCAGAUCUCCGGCGGCGCCUCCGCAGGCGGCAAGGCCAAGCUCCUGGAGAAGAACCCCGAUGAUAUCGUCGUUACCGCUGCCCUCCGGACGGCCAUCACAAGAGGUGGAAAGGGUAGCUUCAAGGACACAGCCGCCGCCGACCUGAUGGCUGGUGCCCUCAAGUCCAUCAUCGAGCGCUCCAAGAUCAACCCCGCCCUGGUCGAGGAUAUCGUUGUCGGCACUGUCCUCGCCCCCGGUGGUGGCGCCACCGAGAUGCGCGCUGCCGCUCUCGUUGCCGGCUUCCCCGACUCCACCGCCGUCCACACCCUCAAUCGCCAGUGCUCUUCCGGUCUCCAGGCCUGCGUUGACAUUGCCAACGCCAUCCGCUCCGGCCAGAUCGAGGUCGGCAUCGGCGCCGGUGUCGAGUCCAUGUCUACUCAGUAUGGCCCCGGCGCCGUGACCGAGUUCUCCGAGCUCCUCGAGAGCCACCCCGAGGCUGCCAACUGCAAGGUCCCCAUGGGUGUCCUCUCUGAGCAGAUGGCCAAGGCCAAGGGCGUCACCCGUGCCGUCCAGGAUCAGUUCGCUGCCGCCUCCUUCCAGAAGGCCGUCAAGGCCCAGAAGGCUGGUCUCUUCAAGGAGGAGAUCGCUCCCCUCAAGGUCAAGUACGAGGACCCAAAGUCCGGCGAGACCAAGGAGAUUGUCGUCGACAAGGACGAUGGCAUCCGUGAGGGUGUCACCGUCGAGUCCCUCGGCAAGAUCCGUGCUGCCUUCGCCAAGGACGGCAGCAUCCACGCCGGCAACGCCUCCCAGGUUUCCGACGGUGCCGCCGCCGUUCUCCUCAUGAAGCGCUCCACCGCCGAGAAGCUCGGCCAGACCAUCCUCGGCAAGUACGUCAACGCUUCCAUCGUUGGUGUGCCCCCUCUUCUCAUGGGUCUCGGCCCCUGGAAGGCCAUCCCCAAGGUGUUCGAGCUCACUGGCAUCACCAAGGAGGACGUUGACAUCUUUGAGAUCAACGAGGCUUUCGCCUCUCAGUGCCUCUUCUGCGCCAACGAGCUUGGCAUCCCUGCUGAGAAGAUCAACCCCAAGGGUGGUGCCAUUGCUUUCGGCCACCCCCUCGGCUGCACCGGUGCCAGACAGGUGUCUACCCUCCUCUAUGAGCUCAAGAGGACAAACCAGAAGAUUGGUGUCACUUCCAUGUGCAUUGGUACUGGUAUGGGUAUGGCUGCUGUCUGGGUUGCCGAGUAAGUGGAAGAAGGAAAGGAUUGAACAAAAUCAUCAUUCUUUUUUGGUUUGGCAAGCGAAAUCGUUUUGGGCAUUUUUCAUGAUAAUUUUUUCCUUUUUGUAUUACUCGAUUAAUGAGAGGAGGCCGUCGUGUCGUCACGUUCGUCUGGCUGUGUAACUCUAGAGGGCAAUUUCAAAGGAACAGGGAACAGAGUUGGUUAUACCUUAGGUAGCUACAGUAUGGGACGGGCAAGAGUUCAACUGUGUGCUUGGACAAAUACACACAGUUACAAGGCAUUAUCUUUUGGAGCGUUGUGUUUUCUG